AUGAAGUACUCAAUCAUCUUUGCUCUCGGCUCCGCAGCGCUGGCUGUAGCGGCUCCCGUCACUGUUGACGUCAACAGCCGUGAUACCACUGUCGUUACUGGCGGCACUGGCAUUGGGUUCGAAGGUAGCGGCCGUGGCGGCAACGUCGCCAACGGUGGUGAUGGUGGUAACACUCGCAAGGGCAAUGGCGGCAAUGGAGGUGCUGGCGGCAUCGCCAAACGCGAUACUACUGUCGUCACUGGCGGUACUGGCAUCGGAUUCGACGGCCGUGGUCGCGGUGGCAAUGUUGCCGAUGGCGGCGAUGGUGGCAACACUCGCAAAGGCGAUGGUGGCAACGGAGGUGCUGGCGGCAUCGGACGACGCUCGACAAUCGUCACCGGUGGUACUGGAAUUGGCUUUGAAGGCAGUG
This is a messenger RNA of Bipolaris victoriae FI3, 409 nucleotides long. RefSeq lists its product as hypothetical. The transcript has a single exon. The annotation marks the transcript as partial. The record is from RefSeq and is a predicted model, not a curated record. NCBI's taxonomy places the organism in Eukaryota, Fungi, Ascomycota, Dothideomycetes, Pleosporales, Pleosporaceae.